AUGGGCAAUACUCCUUCCGCAACAUACCCAGGACCGGCUAUUCCCAGAAGCAAAAGGAACCUUUGCAAAAGGAGAGAUAAUAGCUUACACGGCUUGGAAUGUCAUUGCACUAAAGAAGAUAUAGAGAAACAAAGAGAUGCAUGCCGGCAGUUCAAAAGAACAUGGGAGUUUGCUGAUCAUUAUAAAUGUUUUGUCUCCACAAACCGGACUUUAUGCCAGCUCCAUGAAAGGUUUGCCCACUACGGACCGUAUCGGCGUGAAGAACCUAGGGCAUCCACUGACCUUAAUAUAAAAGUAGACUCGGUGUUGAUAGUAUUAGGUUCUGAGAAUCAACAAAAUGUGAUGAUCGGCACGGGGAUGAAUGUUGGUGCUAAACAAUUGCAUUCUAUCUUCAGUGAGUGUGGUCUGUCUACCGAUACGAUUAGGAAUCUUAUUCUGCAAGAAAUCGGCGAACGAGGCUUUACACCCUCCACAACUUAUAAGCCCAAGAGCUCUACUUUAGCUGCCUUCAAAAACUUAAGUCUUUGUAAUUUCCGAUAUGACAAUGUACAGGAAAAUUUACAUGAUCCAUGGAACGAACUGAAAUACCCUACAUUUUUUAUUGGAUGCACUGAUAAAGAUGGCGAUCAGAAUUUUUCGGUUGCCUAUGCCAUUUGUAAAGUGAUUAAAGAAAUUUCGAAGCACCUGCAGGAGGAGCAUUUGGAGGGGAACGUACAUCAAAUUGCAAAAUUGAUGAAUGCAAGAGAUCUUCGGAUAGAAAUGACGUUAACCACCCAGUAUGAGGACAAUUUUGAUAACGGUACCCUAAAUGAGGACCGACUUUCCUAUAAGCGCAUCAAUCUGGUUUACUUUGGCGAGGGUGUUACCUCGCGGCUACUUGGGCGAAUGGUUGAUGUAUGGGAGUUUGAUUCUGACGGUAUGUUUGAAAGUGAAAAGCAAGCAGAAGAUUGGUUACCUUGCAGCGCUCGUCUUUCAGGCAUGGCGGCAUAUCUUCCCAUAAAAUGUGAUGCCCUGGAUAGCAUCACUUUGCUGCUUGAGGAUAUGAGACACGGAGACUGGAAGACGUCAAGCACGCUGGAUAUUGAUAACGGAUGGGAGGACUCUAUGGUUUGGUAG
Molecule: messenger RNA, 1116 nt
Organism: Naumovozyma castellii
Lineage: Eukaryota; Fungi; Ascomycota; Saccharomycetes; Saccharomycetales; Saccharomycetaceae
Exons: 1
Coding region: 1-1116 (371 amino acids)
Source: RefSeq, a predicted model, not a curated record